Messenger RNA from Paramecium sonneborni, 974 nucleotides. The record is from the annotation of a GenBank genome assembly. Lineage: Eukaryota; Ciliophora; Oligohymenophorea; Peniculida; Parameciidae.
AUGAAGACUUCUCCUCAAUAAUUCUAAAGAGAAAAUGAAGAAACUGUAUGGCAUACUCGCAAGUUACGUUAAGAAACUGAGAAAGAUAUCUAAUUGAUGAAAAAUAGACUUAAAUUAUUAAAGCGAGGUGAUGCGCAAUUAUCUAAGAGAAUUGAUGAAACUAAAAAGAAAACAAAAUCGAUGAUAGAAAUGAAAAUGAAUCAUCAUGCGCAAAUUGAAUAAGUUACUAAUUUUAUUUAUUAAUAUUUAUUAGAAAAAACAAAGUUAGAAGAAUGAUGAAGAAAUAUUAAAAGAUAAAUAAAAAUUAAAUUAUAGCAUCAAAAAAUAACAAGAAGAAUAAUUAGAUACAAUUAAAAAAGCUAUGGAGUAAAUCAAAUUUGAAGAAUAUAAAAGAAUUAAGUAUGAAUCAAAAAUAUCAUCUAAUCUAGAGAAUUAUCAUAAAAAAAUUCUGAAGCUAUUAGUAAAUAAAAACAAGAUUUUAUUACUAAGAACAGAGAGAAAAGGGAAUAUAUUAAAGAAAUUAUGUCAAAAUCAAAAACCAACAUAUCUCUCUAUUGGAAUGAAAAAUUAUCUCAUAUCCAAAGAGAAAAUGAAAAGUAAUUUUUAUUACCAUAAAAAUUAGAGCUAAACUUGAAAAUAAAAGAGUUGCUGACUAUAAUAAAGCUUUAUAAGAAAAAAUGGAAAUGGAAGAAUCAUAUAUGAUGCAAAAAUUAAUCAGAUCUUAAGAAGUUUAAAAACUAUUGGUAGUGAAGUUAGAAAAAGCUAAAAAUUUGCCUCAUGAUGAAUUCAAUCACAUGAUUUUAGAAGAAGAAGAGCAUUCGAAUCAUCAUAAAACAAAUAAAAGUGUUGAAAUACCUCGUUGGUUACCUACUCCAGAAAAAGAUAUUAUUGUAACAUAACAUUUAGAAACAGAACCUAAGCAAGAUUCUGAUUCAUAGAAAAAAGAUGAAACUCCAUAAGAUUAAUAAAAUUGA